AUGCCUGAAUCAACCAGCCUUACAUUUAACCUGCUCCCGGAUUCUAUCCGGCAAUGCUCUGCCAUCGGAGCCGAAGUGCAACUUCCUCCGGGAAUGUCCAAGGUAGAUCUGGACCGUCUGACAGAAAACGACAAAGAGACGCUGCGAAAAGCUCUUUUUGAAAACCAGGUUAUUGUCAUCCGAGACCAAAAAGGAAUCGACCCCACUGUCCUCCCACAAUUAGCCAAGGUCUUUGACCCGAGUGCAUCGGAUGUUCACUCCGCUGGAGAGAAAGCUGUGAGCGAUCCGAAGAACAUUCUCUCUGCCUACAAGGCUGGAAGAAUUCCCAAGGCCCCCCAAGUCGGAAUCAUUGGGUCUGGAACAUUCCAUGAUUACGAAGGUCUUAAGGAAUUAGAAGUCAUUCAUCUGGACCACACAUUGUUUCACGAGAAGCCUCUUGCGCAAGAAGAGAUUGACCAGGGCUUCACUCGCCCCUAUAGGUGGCACAUGGAUACCCCGUUCUAUGAGCGGUUGCCCGGUGAAGUCACCAUCCUGCACUCGAUUCGUAUUCCAAAUCUGCCCGAUCAGAAGAUCAAAUUUCCGGAUGGAAAGGAAAAGGCUAUUGGUGCUGGUGCUACAGCCUUUUUCUCGGGUGCCCGCGCUUUUGCACUUCUUACUCCUGAAGAGCAGGAGUUCGCUCUGAACACUACUGUCACAUAUGCCCCACAGGCCUAUGAGUAUAUUAGGCAGUGCAAGGCUUCUGAUGAUGGCCUUACUAUUCCCACACUAGGAAGUGAGAUGCCAGUUGAGAAGUUGUCUGAAUGGAGUUGGGAUAAAGUUGCGGAACAUCCCAUGGUUUGGCGUAAUCCACUUAACCCUGACAGGCCAUUCCUUCAAGUCCACGGGUGCUGUGUCUAUAAACUGAGCACACGCAAUCCAGCCACAGGAGAGGUAACGGUCAUUGACGAUGUCGAAGAAGUCAGGAACGUGGUGUACAACAUGCAGAAGAAGAUCUACGCGGCCGAGAACAUCUACGCCCACCGCUGGGAGGAAGGUGAUUUAGUCAUCUUCCACAACCGCGGCGUUAUGCACAGUAUCACUGGGCAAUUAUCCCAGCAUAAGCAUGACGAAGACAAGAAGCGUAUGCUGUGGCAAUGCACAAUGACAAGUGUAACACCGCCUAAGCCAUUCAGAAGUCAUGAAGGGGUCAAUGAUACUGGAUAUGUCAGAACCUAG
This is a messenger RNA of Penicillium longicatenatum, 1215 nucleotides long. Its product is annotated as TauD/TfdA family dioxygenase. Gene Ontology annotation, molecular function: oxidoreductase activity. Bases 1 to 1215 code for a protein of 404 amino acids. The record is from RefSeq and is a predicted model, not a curated record. Lineage: Eukaryota; Fungi; Ascomycota; Eurotiomycetes; Eurotiales; Aspergillaceae. The transcript is spliced from 4 exons.